Messenger RNA from Nannospalax galili (Upper Galilee mountains blind mole rat), 5202 nucleotides. It is a transcript of the gene Kdm2a, whose product is annotated as lysine demethylase 2A. NCBI's taxonomy places the organism in Eukaryota, Metazoa, Chordata, Mammalia, Rodentia, Spalacidae. Bases 404 to 3889 code for a protein of 1161 amino acids. The record is from RefSeq and is a predicted model, not a curated record. Gene Ontology annotation, molecular function: DNA binding; histone demethylase activity; zinc ion binding. The transcript has 22 exons. Gene Ontology annotation, biological process: protein demethylation; regulation of transcription by RNA polymerase II.
GCCUGUGGCCCGCGGUGGGCACGCUGGCGGCCGCCGCUCUCCGAGCCGUCGUGGAGCCCAGGCUCUCGCGCGCACGGCACCUGUGGACGCCCUCCCGGAGCGCCCCGGGUAGAGGGGGAGCCGAGCCCGGGACAGACAUGAUACUCCCGUUUCCUGCCCCUUCGGAGCGGCGAGGAGUGGGUGAGGCGGGGUCGGGCCGCUGCCCCGAGGAGCUCCCCGCAACCCCCCAGCCCAGCGCGGCCUGGUCUCUGGCGGGGGCUGCAGGGCCUGGCCCGGGAUGGCGAAGCAGUGUUUGGAACCGUACUUCCCAGUUGGACCCGAACUCAGGAGCCGAAGCCCGGGAGGAAGAGGAAGGCAGCCCUGGAGUGGUUUUUUUACAGUACUUUGAUCAGAAGAGUAAGCGAUGGAACCCGAAGAAGAAAGGAUUCGGUACAGCCAGAGAUUGCGUGGGACCAUGCGACGGCGCUAUGAAGAUGAUGGCAUCUCAGAUGAUGAAAUUGAAGGGAAAAGAACUUUUGACUUGGAAGAGAAACUCCACACCAACAAAUAUAAUGCCAAUUUUGUUACUUUUAUGGAGGGAAAAGAUUUUAAUGUAGAGUAUAUCCAGCGGGGUGGCUUGAGAGAUCCUCUGAUUUUCAAGAAUUCUGAUGGACUUGGAAUAAAAAUGCCAGAUCCGGACUUCACCGUGAAUGAUGUCAAAAUGUGUGUGGGGAGUCGUCGGAUGGUAGAUGUCAUGGAUGUGAACACACAAAAAGGCAUUGAAAUGACCAUGGCUCAAUGGACACGCUACUAUGAGACUCCAGAGGAGGAACGAGAGAAGCUCUAUAAUGUCAUCAGCCUAGAAUUCAGCCACACCCGGCUGGAGAACAUGGUGCAGAGGCCUUCCACGGUGGAUUUCAUUGACUGGGUAGAUAACAUGUGGCCAAGACAUUUGAAAGAAAGUCAGACUGAGUCAACAAAUGCCAUCUUGGAGAUGCAGUAUCCUAAAGUACAAAAGUACUGUCUAAUGAGUGUUCGAGGCUGCUAUACUGACUUCCAUGUGGACUUUGGUGGUACCUCUGUUUGGUACCACAUCCACCAAGGUGGAAAGGUCUUCUGGCUCAUCCCCCCUACAGCCCACAACCUGGAGCUGUACGAGAAUUGGCUGCUGUCAGGGAAACAGGGAGACAUCUUUCUGGGUGACCGGGUGUCAGAUUGCCAACGCAUUGAGCUCAAGCAGGGCUAUACCUUCGUCAUUCCCUCAGGCUGGAUUCAUGCAGUAUAUACUCCAACAGACACAUUAGUAUUCGGAGGCAAUUUUUUGCAUAGCUUCAACAUCCCCAUGCAAUUAAAGAUAUACAGCAUUGAAGAUCGGACACGGGUUCCAAAUAAAUUCCGCUAUCCAUUUUACUACGAAAUGUGUUGGUACGUGUUGGAGCGCUAUGUAUACUGCAUAACCAACCGUUCCCACCUAACCAAGGAAUUUCAGAAAGAAUCCCUCAGCAUGGAUAUGGAGUUAAAUGGGUUGGAAUCUGGAAAUGGCGACGAGGACGGGGCAGACCGAGAAAUGCGACGCUUGAGCAGUAGGCGCUCUGUGCUCACCAGCCCUGUAGCUAAUGGUGUCAACCUGGAUUAUGAUGGUCUGGGGAAAACGUGCAGAAGUCUUCCAAGUCUGAAGAAAACUUUGGCUGGAGACUCAUCCUCAGACUCUAGCCGGGGAUCCCAAAAUGGCCAAGUUUGGGAUCCCCAGUGUAGUCCUCGAAAGGACAGGCAAGUGCAUCUGACCCAUUUUGAGCUUGAAGGUCUUCGGUGCCUCGUAGAUAAAUUGGAGUCCCUACCACUGCACAAGAAAUGUGUUCCCACAGGGAUAGAAGAUGAAGAUGCUCUGAUUGCUGACGUAAAGAUUUUGCUGGAGGAGCUUGCCAGCAGUGAUCCCAAGUUAGCUCUCACUGGAGUCCCUAUAGUACAGUGGCCAAAAAGGGAUAAGCUUAAAUUCCCUACCAGGCCAAAGGUGCGAGUUCCCACCAUCCCCAUAACAAAGCCUCACACCAUGAAGCCAGCUCCAAGGUUAACACCUGUGAGGCCUGCAGCUGCCUCCCCCAUUGUGUCUGGAGCCAGGCGGAGAAGAGUGCGCUGUAGGAAGUGUAAAGCCUGUGUGCAAGGAGAGUGUGGUGUUUGCCACUACUGCCGGGACAUGAAGAAAUUUGGGGGGCCUGGACGCAUGAAGCAGUCCUGUGUCCUACGACAGUGCUUGGCACCCAGAUUGCCUCAUUCAGUUACAUGUUCCCUCUGUGGAGAAGUUGAUCAGAAUGAAGAGACGCAGGACUUCGAAAAGAAACUCAUGGAAUGCUGUAUCUGCAAUGAGAUAGUUCAUCCUGGCUGCCUCCAGAUGGAUGGAGAGGGGUUGCUUAACGAGGAAUUGCCAAAUUGCUGGGAGUGUCCAAAGUGUUACCAGGAAGACAGCUCGGAGAAAGCCCAGAAGCGGAAAAUGGAAGAGAGCGAUGAAGAAGCUGUGCAAGCCAAAGUCCUACGGCCCCUGCGGAGCUGCGAGGAGCCCCUCACGCCCCCACCUCACUCACCCACUUCCAUGCUGCAGCUCAUCCACGACCCGGUUUCCCCCCGGGGUAUGGUGACUCGGUCAUCUCCUGGGGCUGGCCCCAGCGACCACCACAGUGCCAGCCGUGAUGAGCGCUUCAAACGGCGGCAGUUGCUGCGGCUGCAGGCCACAGAGCGCACCAUGGUACGGGAAAAGGAGAACAAUCCCAGCGGCAAAAAGGAGCUGUCUGAAGUUGAGAAAGCCAAGAUCCGGGGAUCGUACCUCACUGUCACGCUACAGAGGCCCACCAAAGAGCUCCACGGGACAUCCAUUGUGCCCAAGCUGCAGGCCAUCACGGCCUCCUCUGCCAACCUUCGCCCUAACCCCCGUGUGCUAAUGCAGCACUGCCCAGCCCGAAACCCCCAGUGUGGGGAUGAGGAGGGGCUAGGGGGAGAGGAGGAGGAAGAGGAGGAGGAGGAGGAAGAUGACAGUGCAGAGGAGGGGGGUGCGGCCAGGCUGAAUGGCCGGGGCAGUUGGGCUCAGGAUGGAGACGAAAGCUGGAUGCAGCGGGAGGUCUGGAUGUCUGUCUUCCGCUACCUCAGCCGCAGAGAACUUUGUGAAUGUAUGCGAGUGUGCAAGACGUGGUAUAAAUGGUGCUGUGACAAAAGACUCUGGACAAAAAUUGACUUGAGUAGGUGUAAGGCCAUUGUACCCCAAGCUCUUAGUGGCAUUAUCAAGAGGCAGCCAGUAAGCCUCGACCUCAGUUGGACCAACAUCUCCAAAAAGCAGCUGACAUGGCUGGUCAAUAGGCUGCCCGGACUCAAAGAUCUCCUCCUAGCAGGCUGCUCCUGGUCUGCCGUCUCUGCCCUCAGCACUUCCAGCUGCCCUCUUCUCAGGACCCUCGAUCUUCGGUGGGCAGUAGGAAUUAAAGACCCUCAGAUUCGGGACUUGCUGACUCCACCAACUGAUAAACCAGGUCAGGACAAUCGUAGCAAGCUCCGGAACAUGACUGAUUUCCGGUUGGCAGGCCUUGACAUCACGGAUGCCACUCUUCGACUCAUCAUUCGCCACAUGCCCCUCCUGUCAAGACUCGACCUCAGUCACUGCAGCCACCUUACAGACCAAUCCUCCAAUCUGCUCACUGCUGUCGGUUCUUCCACUCGCUACUCCCUCACAGAGCUCAAUAUGGCAGGUUGCAAUAAAUUGACAGACCAGACCCUGUUCUUCCUAAGGCGUAUUGCUAAUGUCACCUUGAUUGACCUUCGAGGAUGCAAGCAGAUCACUCGAAAAGCCUGUGAGCACUUCAUCUCAGACUUGUCUAUCAACAGCCUCUAUUGCUUGUCUGAUGAGAAGCUGAUACAGAAGAUCAGUUAAGACAUGCUCAGCCCGGACUGAACAGGAAACUGAUCUUCCCCUGCCUUCCCAAGGAGAGCCUCUCCCUAACCCUGUGCAGGCUGAGGCCUGCAUCACACUCCCUCUCUGCUCUCCUGUCUCUGAGCCCUUCUCCCACAGGUGGGGCAGAGAGAAUGGUGAACACCAAGCUCACCUGCCUGCUCCUCUCCUGAGGAAAAGAGAGGAGAGGUUGAUCCGAGGAGAAAGCACAGACUGUGCUGUUCCGGUGCCUGCUAGCUUGCUCACCUGUUAGGGAAGCUGGGCUCUCACUUUGGGGGAUUUGUGCAUCCUUCACCUGCACUGGGCCCAGAGCCCUUCCUUCCUACUCAUGGUCCCCAGCAGUGCCUGGUUUUGAGCAGACUCCAGGGAAGAAAGCGGCCCUGCCUCCAUGGCCAGGUUCUCUUCAUGGUGUCCGUUGUGUGUCUCUCCUCCGUUACACUCUCCCGGCUUUUGCAGGAGGGGCUAGCAGCCCUAGGAACACCAGACCUGGCAGGUCCCACUGGUGCUCUGUGAAAUGUCCUAAGCCUAGCUCCGAGUCUGUUCUAGCCCUUCUUUCCUGUCCCUGAGCUUGAUGCUAUCCAACGCUCCUGCUCGUUCACAUGAUAUACUCCCUAGUCUGAUCCCCUGCCCUUCCCCCCACCCUCCAACUUUCCCACUAGUCUCUGUGAGGUCCUUGUUGCACUUAUUGGGGUUAUUAAAGUUCUUCAAAGGAGCUGGAACUGUAUCCCCAGGGACAUCCCAUUUCAUUGCUACCCAGGCAGAUUCUAAGACAGGCACCCUCCCCUCCCCCACCCCUUGUGAUUCCCACUGACUGCCCUUUUCCGUGUAAGUCCUCUUUCCUGCCUAGACAGGGCUUUCCCAGGAUGUGUUUCUUCAGAGGGAGCAGCCUGUCUCUUCCCCUCCCCCCAACCAGGUGAGGGGAACGGAGGAGCACCUAAAUCCCCACCUCCCUCCAGGCCAGGCGCUUCCAAGCCACUGGUUUAGCAGAGUCCAGAGCCCAGGCCUGUGCAUUGCCUAGCAGCUCACUGACCUGGUGCCUUUAAGAGGGGAGGGAGUCCUGCUUGGAAGCCAGUCACUUACCCUCUGCCCGCAGCUGUGGAAGAGGGUGUGCAUGUGCCUCUGUGUGUGUGGCUGAGUGUGCUGCACAUGUGUGUGCAGGGAGGGAGUGGAGCAUGGUGUCUCCCACUCUACCACCUUCUUCAAACCCCAUCAGCUGCCCCCUUUUACUUUGCAUAGAAUGGCCUGUCCAAAGAUCCUCUCUCUAGGGCAGCAGAGAGCUUUUUGCACUUUAAAAA